Trichomycterus rosablanca is the source of this 2129-nucleotide messenger RNA. RefSeq names its product SET domain containing 7, histone lysine methyltransferase (gene setd7). Gene Ontology annotation, biological process: heterochromatin organization; regulation of DNA-templated transcription; peptidyl-lysine monomethylation. The transcript has 8 exons. The record is from RefSeq and is a predicted model, not a curated record. Gene Ontology annotation, molecular function: chromatin binding; protein binding; histone H3K4 monomethyltransferase activity. Lineage: Eukaryota; Metazoa; Chordata; Actinopteri; Siluriformes; Trichomycteridae. Gene Ontology annotation, cellular component: nucleus; chromosome. The coding region runs from base 307 to 1413 and encodes 368 amino acids.
CAUGUUUAACCACGCGUUCUCUCUUCCUGCCGGAGUGGGUUCAGAUCAGGGUGUUAUUCAGUUUGUUUGCUGUAUAGUUCUUGUGUACUUGCUAAAGUGAUGAAAUACAUGUGGAAAUGUAUUUAUAUAUUGUAUAGGGAUUAUGGUGAGCGUUAAUUGGAUGCUCACGCUGUAAAACGGCUGUACCUCAGUACUUUUUUCGGUGCGGCGGGUUGUACGGACGGACACUUAAACUAAACACUGAGAUUAUUCUGUAGCAGAUAAUAUUUUUGCUUAAAAUUGUAGUUGAAGUAAGCGUGCAGAAAAAUGGACAGCGACGACGACAACGUGGAGGAGGUUGUGGAAGGGCCACUGGAUGAAGAUGAUCUCCCCCAUGGCUACUGCACUGUCAUAUAUUCCUCCAGUGACCGCUUUGAGGGCCACUUUGUUCACGGAGAGAAAAAUGGCAAAGGCAAAUUCUUCUUUUUUGAUGGCAGUACACUGGAGGGCUUCUAUGUAGAUGAUGCUCUACAGGGUCAGGGAUUGUACACGUAUGAGGAUGGUGGAGUGCUUCAUGGCACCUAUGUAGAUGGAGAGCUCAACGGACCCGCUCAGGAGUUUGAUCCAGAAGGACAUCUGGUCUUUAAGGGCCAGUACAAAGAUAAUAUCCGCUGCGGCAUGUGCUGGACUUACUACCCAGACCGAGGCUGUGUGGUUGGAGAUGUCAAUGAUGAUGGCGAGAUGACUGGUAAAGCAGUGGCUUAUGUUUACCCCGAUGGACACACAGCUCUGUAUGGCAGUUUUGUGGACGGAGAGCUCAUCGAGGCACAACUAGCUACAUUGAAUAAGCAGGAGAACGGCAGACCUCACUUUACUGUUCAACCCAACAGUCCUGUUUACACCUAUGACAAAUCCACUUCUUCCUGUAUUGCUAGUCACAAGGUGAUGCCGGACCCAUACGAGAGCCAGCGUGUGUAUGUGGGCCAGUCACUGAUCCCUGAAGCAGGGGAAGGCUUGUUUGCCAAAACCGAUGCUGAUGCUGACACAGUUAUGGCUUUUUACAAUGGUGUGCGUAUCACACACUCAGAGGUGGAUGGACGUGAUUGGUCGAUGAAUGGAAACACCAUUUCACUUGAUGACGACACAGUAAUUGAUGUACCUGUACCUUUUAACCUCACUGAAAUUUACUGUGCUUCACUCGGACACAAGGCCAAUCACUCCUUUACCCCUAACUGCAAAUAUGAUCCGUUUGUUCAUCCUCGCUUUGGAGCAAUAAAGUGCAUUCGAACUAUCCGAGCAGUUCAAAAAGAUGAAGAACUCACAGUUGCCUAUGGUUACGACCAUGAACCUUCAGGAAAGUCAGGUCCGGAAGCUCCAGACUGGUACAAACAAGAGCUACGUGAAUUUCAGCUAAAAAAAUUAAUGAAUAAAUAAAAAACUCUUGGUUCAUGCCGGGAGUGUUCUACUACCCAAACCUUAUCUUUUACUCUCUCACUGGUGGCUAGUGCUAACAGCAUUGUCUUAAAUACUACAUCAUGCAUCCUCUCAGCAAACUCCUUUGUCUCAUUGGGUUUUGAGAGUAAAUGCCAGCCUAAUGCAGAACUGUAUCCUAUUUUUAUUAUAUGCAGGUGUGCAGGUCUUAGCACUUCAUCAGAAAUGCAAAGAAUUAUGUGGUUUAGCUUAAUGGCUUAUUUAAAGAGAGAACUAUACAAUGCAAAACUAAAUAGUUGAACUAGUGCUACACCACUUAGUAACUUCUACAAGCCAUGUAGUCUGCUAGUGUAUAGAUGAUUUCCCAUCAGCUAUGAAUCAUUGCCUGUAUACUCAUAUAUGCACAAAUGAUGAGAACAAUAAUCACUGCUGCAUUUGAAUUGAAAAUGUUACUUGUAGCACAGUUAUAAUUGUCUGAUACCUGCAUUGCCAUCACACCUUAAGUGCAAGUACUAAUUGUGUUAAGAAGAACAGUAUUAUUAAUGCUUACACACUAAAAAAUCAUAUAUUUACCUAUGGGAAAAUGUUAGAAUGUGUGAGAGAGUGAAUAAGUGGCAGAUAAUCAGUACAAGGAAUGUUUUUACAAAAUUGACAUCAGGUCUUUGGUAUGCAGUAUCGCCAAACAACGGUUUUAUCAAUAAAUAUUACAACAAUGCAAA